This is a messenger RNA of Emys orbicularis (European pond turtle), 2849 nucleotides long. RefSeq names its product oxysterol binding protein like 3 (gene OSBPL3). Gene Ontology annotation, molecular function: cholesterol binding. NCBI's taxonomy places the organism in Eukaryota, Metazoa, Chordata, Testudines, Emydidae. The record is from RefSeq and is a predicted model, not a curated record. The transcript is spliced from 23 exons. Bases 186 to 2849 code for a protein of 887 amino acids. Gene Ontology annotation, cellular component: cytosol; intracellular membrane-bounded organelle; membrane.
CUGGGGACCAUUCCUGCCUCCCUUUAAGAAUUAAGGAAUCUCCUUGGGGCCCAGAAGAUGCCAUUGGAAUGCAUAUGGGUAAACAAUGACUCUUGCCUUUCUCGCCCGUCUUCCGAUACACUUGCUUAAUUCCCUUUGGAUGGUGUUCUAACUGAAUAGACACAAAACAAUCUGUCUCUGGGAUCAUGAGUGAAGAAAAGAGCUUGGGUGUGUCCCAGAAAGUAUUGUCACCUUCAAGAAGUACCAGCAGUUGCUCCUCUAAGCAGGGAAGUCGACAGGACAGCUGGGAAGUUAUAGAAGGACUGCGAGGAGUCAUAAAUUAUACCCAGGAACCACAGAAACAGGAAGGCUACCUGCUGAAAAAGAGGAAAUGGCCGCUGAAAGGCUGGCACAAGAGAUACUUCUUCUUGGACAGAGGAAUUUUGAAGUAUGCCAAGUGUCAAGCUGAUGUAGAGAGAGAGAAGCUGCAUGGCUGCAUUGAUGUUGGACUUUCAGUGAUGUCUGUAAAGAAAUCAACAAAAUGUAUAGAUUUGGAUACCGAAGAAUACAUAUACCAUCUAAAGGUGAAAUCUCAGGAACUGUUUGACGAAUGGGUAGCAAAACUGCGGCACCACAGAAUGUAUCGUCAAAAUGAAAUUGCCAUGUUUCCACAUGAUAUCAAUAAUCAUUUCUUCCCAGCGUCCUCUACUGCAGACUCUGUACCCGGUGUGUUCGACUCUGUCUCAAGUAGAAAGGCAGGCAGCAUGACAAAACAGAAUUCAUUGCGAAUUGGAAGUAGCUUACAGUUUUCCUGUCCAAGUAGUGAGUCCAGGAUUCCCCCUUGGCUACAGUCUUCUGAGGAUAUGGAAAAAUGCUCAAAAGAUCUCUCGUAUUGUCACACAUAUUUAAUGGAAAUGAGCCAGCUGUUACAGAGCAUGGAAGUUCUCCAUAGGACAUGUUCAGCACCUGCUAUAAAUGCCAUGCAGUGUGGAUCUUUUGAAAGUCCAAAAAAGGAAAAAAGAACUCACAGGAGGUGGCGGUCUAGAGUUAUUGGGAAAGACGCUAAAGGAAUGUUGCAGGUACCUACAGUAUUCUCUGCCCCCAUGCGACUGCAUGCUUCCAAUCCUAAUUUAUCUACAAUAGAUUUUGGGGAAGAGAAAAAUUACUCUGAUGGCUCUGAAACAUCAGAAUUUUCUAAAAUGCAAGAAGACUUGUGUCACAUUGCACAUAAAGCUUACUUCACCUUAAAGUCGGCUUUUAGUACAAUCUCGGUUGAAAGAGAGAAACUGAAGCAGCUGCUGGAACAUGAUGCAGCCUCAUCUCCAUCUGCACAAAUAGCUGGGUUGAAGAAUGCCUUAUCAUCCGCCAUAGCACAAAACACAGAUCUUAAAGACCGGUUACACAGAAUACAUGCCGAAUCUAUGCUCCUUGAUUCAGCAGCUAAUGCAAAAUCAAGUCCUGAUUUGGUGAAGGAAAAUUCAAGAGAAGGAAGUCGAAGCCUGGUUCACCAGCUCUCCAAUGAAAGUAGGCUGUCUGUCACAGACUCUCUCUCAGAGUUUUUUGAUGCUCAAGAAGUCCUGCUGUCUGCAAGUUCUUCAGAAAACGAGGUAUCGGAUGAUGACUCAUAUGCCAGUGAUCUAAGUGAUAACAUCUCUGAGGAUAACCUAAGUAACGACAUUGAGAAUGAAAGGCAAACUUUGGAUUGCAUUGCUGAAAGUGGGAUGGGAAGCCAUUCCAAGCGGAGAACGUGUUUGCCGGCUCCAUGUCCUAACACCAGUAACAUCAGCCUAUGGAAUAUCCUGAGAAACAAUAUAGGGAAGGAUCUCUCCAAGGUGGCUAUGCCUGUUGAGUUAAAUGAGCCACUUAACACUCUUCAGCGACUUUGUGAAGAACUGGAAUACAGCGAACUACUGGAUAAAGCAGCACAUACCCCGAAUUCAUUUGAAAGGAUGGUGUACGUGGCUGCUUUUGCAGCAUCUGCAUAUGCAUCCAGUUACUACAGGGCUGGGAGUAAGCCAUUUAAUCCAGUGCUUGGAGAAACCUAUGAAUGUGUCCGGGAAGAUAAGGGCUUCCAAUUUUUUUCAGAACAGGUCAGUCAUCACCCACCAAUAUCUGCAUGUCAUGCUGAAUCUGUGAAUUUUGCUUUUUGGCAAGAUGUGAGAUGGAAAAACAAAUUCUGGGGAAAGUCCAUGGAAAUCGUUCCAAUUGGUACAACACAUGUAACCCUGCCAGCUUUCAGAGACCAUUUUGAGUGGAAUAAGGUGACUUCUUGUAUCCAUAACAUCUUAAGUGGGCAAAGAUGGAUUGAACACUACGGAGAGAUCAUUAUCAAAAACCUGAAUGACGACACUUGUCUCUGCAGACUGACUUUCAUAAAGGCAAAAUAUUGGAAUCCUAAUAUGCAUGAGAUUGAAGGCAGUGUCAUGGACAGAGAUGGGAAAGUAGUGCAUCGGCUUUUUGGGAAAUGGCACGAGAGUAUAUACUGUGGGACCCCGUCUUCACCAACCUGCAUAUGGCGAGCAAAUCCCAUGCCUAAAGAUUAUGAGCAGUGUUAUGGAUUUACACAAUUUGCAUUAGAGUUAAAUGAACUGGACCCACAGACUAGGCCAUUCCUACCACCUACUGACACACGAUUUAGGCCAGACCAAAGGUUUUUAGAGGAAGGGAAUAUUGAAGGAGCUGAAAUGCAAAAGCAGAGGAUUGAACAGUUGCAGAGAGAACGGCGAAAGGUUCUAGAAGAAAAUAACCUGGAGCAUCAACCUAGAUUUUUCAGGAAAUCCACAGAUGACUCCUGGGUGAGCAAUGGAACAUACAUGAAUCUUAGAAAAGACCCUGUUUUUUCCAAACUGGACAGUCCUGUUCUCUGGUGA